Molecule: messenger RNA, 1080 nt
Organism: Macroventuria anomochaeta
Lineage: Eukaryota; Fungi; Ascomycota; Dothideomycetes; Pleosporales; Didymellaceae
Product: DUF1674-domain-containing protein
Exons: 1
Coding region: 220-681 (153 amino acids)
Biological process (GO): mitochondrial respiratory chain complex II assembly
Cellular component (GO): mitochondrion
Source: RefSeq, a predicted model, not a curated record
CUCCGUUGCCACCCGAACUCACCGAUUGGCCGUGCACAUCAAGUAGCCGACCGAGGUGCUUGCCUGAUCAUCAAAGUCUCGAGCCUCAGCUUUCUUUCGCCUUCCGAUUCCUACAAGCCAGCACACACAUACUGUGCCAAAAACCACACAAGCAAUCUCUGCACACUGCAGCACACAUAUCACACUUUCACCCAUUGUCGCUCUCACACACACGUGACAAUGCUACGCACCGCCACCCAGCUCCCGCGCCAGCUCUCCCGCCGCGUCGCCGCCUUCAGCACGAGCGCAUCGCACAAGUCCUCACCAUUCGGCGGCCCCAGCCCACCUCGUCUACCCAAGGAGGAACAAGAACUCUUCGAAAAACUACAAAAGCAAUCCACCGGCGCAUUCUCGCAGCCCAAGCCCGACCCUGAGCCUACAUCACAGCCGAGUAUCCGCAUGAAGAUCAACCAGUCCCCCGACUCCACCUCAGAGCCCGAAAUCCGUUUCGAAAAUGGCAAGGAGAUUAAGAAGGGCGAAGAAUUCCACCCGAAUAUGCGCCGCGGCGCACCGCCAGAGUUCGAAGGCGAUGUGAAUCCGAAGACGGGCGAGGUUGGGGGGCCGAAGAAUGAGCCGCUUAGAUGGGGGAGUGGGGAGGGGAGGGGGGAUUGGAGUUAUAAUGGGAGGGUUACUGAUUUCUAGGUUUUGCGCGGAAAAGUUGGGGUGGAGGAGGGGGAGAAGGCAUAUGUAUGAGAAGAGGGUGAGGUGAAUGGUUUGUGAAUUGGUGACUGGGUGACUCCGAUAUACACGAUGUUGUACGAUAUACUAGGAGCAGAAGUAGGUAUCGUUGCUCCACCAGAAUAAAACGAAGACACAGAUUACACGCAAUACUAUGUUUUUGCCUGCCAGCCAGCAAGCGUGGUUGACUGCUAGGGGAAGAAAGUAUGUGUGCGCUCGUACGCUGCAUUCUUACCUGUGCUCGUGAGGUUGCUUGUGACUAGAGCAUCCGGAGGUCGACGUUCGGCUGGAAGCUUGGACGCAGUAACUGGUGGUAGACAUGAUGGCAUGGGGCCAUUGUAUAUAGUGUUGUGUGAAAUGAAU